AAUCAAGAAGGGACUAACCCCACCAUUCCCUUCAGCGCGCUCUCUCUCUCUCUCUCUCUCCUGAGUGCUGAAUUCGCCGCCCCUUUUUUCCAAACCUCUCUUUCUUCGAAGCUUCUCUCUCUCUCUCUCAAAUCCCUUCCCUUCCCUUCAUCCUCCUCUUUCAGAUCUCCCUUUAUUUUUCUUCCUUUUGGUUUUUUCUUCGAUUUUGAGAUCUAGGGCCUUUUAAUUUCCGCAAUUACUCGCACCGCUUCUCUUUUCUUCGUUCUAGGGUUCCGAUCUGUCGUUCAAUUCUGUUUUCCAUUGUGGGCCGUGUCUGAAUUCUCGAUCCGUUCCUUUUUUCUUUUCCUUUCUCCUUAAAAUUUGUUUUCUUGGUGUCGGUUUGUUUGAGGCUGUUCUUUUUAGAUUUUUUUAAAAAUAUCUUUCUUUUUCGGAUAUUUGUGCGUUGAGAUCAUGGGGGGCUCGGAAGGGGUGGGAGCAUCGUCGAAGCAAUUCGGUGUCACGAAGCCCAUAUCAAUGGCUGGCCCAACGGUUACUGAUUUGCAGAGGACUCGUGAGUUAGAGAAGUUUCUCGCUGUUUCGGGGCUUUACGAGAGCAAGGAGGAAGCUGCCAAAAGGGAAGAGGUUCUUCACCGACUUGGAGAGAUAGUGAAAAAUUGGGUGAAGCAACUUACCCGCCUUAGGGGAUACACUGAUCAAAUGGUGGAAGAUGCAAAUGCUGUCAUUUUGACUUUUGGUUCUUAUCGGCUUGGUGUUCAUGGUCCUGGGGCUGAUUUAGACACUUUAUGCAUUGGGCCGUCCUAUGUAAACCGGGAGGAGGAUUUUUUCUACACAUUGCAUGAUAUCUUAGCUAACAUCGAGGAAGUCACAGAACUGCAACCAAUUCCGGAUGCUCAUGUCCCAGUUAUGAAAUUCAAGUUUGAUGGAAUAUCAAUUGAUCUCCUCUAUGCCAGUAUUUCUCGAUUGAUUGUACCUGAAGACUUGGAUAUAUCUGAUGUCUCUGUUCUACACAAUGUUGAUGAGCCUACCGUGCGAAGUUUGAAUGGCUGUAGGGUUGCAGAUCAAAUUCUAAAGCUUGUUCCUAAUGUUGAGCACUUUCGCACAACACUUCGUUGCUUGAAAUUUUGGGCCAAAAGGCGAGGCAUUUAUUCUAAUGUGACAGGUUUUCUUGGUGGUGUUAACUUGGCACUUCUUGUAGCUCGAGUGUGCCAGUUUUAUCCAAAAGCAGUUCCAAGUAUGCUUGUUUCUAGAUUCUUCAGGGUAUAUACACAGUGGCGGUGGCCAACUCCUGUCAUGUUAUGUCCAAUAGAGGAGAAUGAUCUUGGGUUUCCUGUUUGGCAUCCUGGUAAAAAUCCUCGUGACAGAUCCCAUCAUAUGCCAAUCAUUACCCCUGCCUAUCCCUGUAUGAAUUCUAGUUAUAAUGUUUCUAUGAGCACACUUCGUGUGAUGAUGGAGCAGUUCCAAUAUGGCAAUAAAAUCUGUGGGGAAAUAGAAUUGAGUAAAGAUUGUUGGAAGGCUCUGUUUGAAAAGUAUAGUUUCUUUGAAAGCUAUAAAAACUACUUGCAAGUUGAUGUAGUUGCUGCUGAUGCCGAUGACUUGCGCAGCUGGAAAGGUUGGGUGGAAUCACGCCUUCGCCAGCUGACUUUGAUGAUUGAACGUGAUACUUUUGGGAAGUUGCAAUGUCAUCCCUAUCAUCAUGAGUUUGUCGAUACUUCAAGGCAGUGUGCCCAUUGUGCUUUCUUUAUGGGUUUGCAUAGGAAAGAGGGAGAAGUUGUUCAAGAAGGCCAGCAAUUUGAUAUACGAGGGACAGUUGAAGAAUUUCGGCAUUCUGUUAAUAUGUACAUGUUCUGGAAACCAGGGAUGGAGAUUUAUGUUUCUCAUGUUCGUAGAAGGCAAAUUCCAUGCUAUGUGUUUCCUGAUGGUUAUAAACGAUCUCGGCCAUCAAGGCCAACAUCACAAUUUGAGAAUUGUAAAUCAUUUCAUAAUAAUGAGGUUUCUGUGACUGAACAUGUGGAGAGAAUCCGUAAGAGGAAGAACAAUGAUGGUGUGGAUGUGAGGGAGGAUGCUAUAGUUAAAAGGCAAUAUGCUUGUCCUCCUGGGGAUAGAUUGGCAAGACGCAACAGCCUUGGUACUGGUGGUUUGUCUGUUGAAGCUGUAUCUGAUAGUCAAGAGUUGAGAAGUGUGGAGUGCAAUCAUUUGUCAAACAGUGGGCAAGAUGAUUUGGAUAGAACAGAGUCUCCUGAAGCUGCUUCAAAUUCUAGUGUGAUUACAUCUGUUGGUUCUUCUGAAGAUAUUGUAUCUGUGUCAGUGGCUGGUUGUGUUGAGAACUCCAGGGGUGUUGAAAUGAUGAACAAUGGAAGGUUUGAGGAUACUACUUAUGGGAAUGAUUCUGUCACACUGGUGAAAAAUAUAGUGGCCAGUGGAAAUGAAGUGUUUCAGCAUGAGCUACAGCAGCAGUUGCAGCCGAAUGCAAUGCUAGGGAUGGUUCUUGAUUCUGCAGAAAAGGUUCUCUCAGAAGCUGUGCAAGAGCCGGUGAUAAGGAGAUUGAGUCUACCAUCGACAGUUUAGAUAUCAGUGGCAAUGUCUGGAAGUGGCAAUUGUUCAAGUGGAGAAAGAAGAGAGCCAGCAAUUUGGGUAAGUACUAAUUUAAAUGGCUGGCUUUCAUUUCUCUAUUUUUUUCAGGCUUGCUUGAUCGUUCAAGCAUGCAAAUUGGAACUGAUCUGCAUCAGGCUGAAGAGUUGGAGCUGAGAUUUGUCAGCCUUUGUACAGUUUGCAUUUUUUUGUGCAUUUGACUCAACUAACUUUACUAGAAUCUCUGUUUAGGAUUCUUCCUAAACUUAGUGGCAUAUUUGAAAGGCUCUUGCUGUACUUUGCUGUUUUGCUUUAUUUUAGGGCUAGGGAGAUCCCGGGAGGGUGGUGGAGGGUUUGGGUAGUGUUUUAUAGCAGCAGAGGGGGCUUAGUUAGCAGCAACAUUAUUAAUACUGAUAUUGUUGUACUGCCUCUGAGAGGUUAUAAACUUGACAGUGGUGAUAUGAUAAACUGCGAUCUCAACCUUCUAUCUGUUGUA
Messenger RNA from Glycine soja, 3064 nucleotides. Its product is annotated as nuclear poly(A) polymerase 4-like. Lineage: Eukaryota; Viridiplantae; Streptophyta; Magnoliopsida; Fabales; Fabaceae. Gene Ontology annotation, molecular function: poly(A) RNA polymerase activity; RNA binding. The record is from RefSeq and is a predicted model, not a curated record. Gene Ontology annotation, cellular component: nucleus. Bases 451 to 2565 code for a protein of 704 amino acids. The transcript is spliced from 12 exons.